This is a messenger RNA of Corylus avellana, 681 nucleotides long. Its product is annotated as basic helix-loop-helix (bHLH) DNA-binding superfamily protein. NCBI's taxonomy places the organism in Eukaryota, Viridiplantae, Streptophyta, Magnoliopsida, Fagales, Betulaceae. Gene Ontology annotation, biological process: regulation of transcription by RNA polymerase II. Gene Ontology annotation, molecular function: protein dimerization activity; DNA-binding transcription factor activity, RNA polymerase II-specific; RNA polymerase II transcription regulatory region sequence-specific DNA binding. Gene Ontology annotation, cellular component: RNA polymerase II transcription regulator complex. The record is from RefSeq and is a predicted model, not a curated record.
UUAAGGACCCAAGAGUCUGCUGAUUAUCACUUGUAUUGUUUUUCUGCAGUUAACAAUUGUGAUCAUAUUGAUGGAGCAGAGCAACCCUAGUUCUUCAAGAAGUGACCGUAAAACCAUUGAAAGAAAUAGAAGAAAUCAUAUGAAAGCCCUUUACUCCGAGCUCAAUUCUCUUGUACCCCAUCAAACCUCAAGGGAAACAUCGUUGCCGGAGCAACUAGAUGAAGCAACAAGCUAUAUAAAGAAGCUGCAGACGAACUUGGAGAGAAUGAAGGAGAAGAAAGAUGGGCUAAUGGGAAUGGAGAGGCCAAAUGGAAGCAGUAGUAGUAGUAGUAAUAGUGGAGUAAUGGCGAUGGGGAUAAGAUCAGCACAAAUUGAGAUUCACCAAAACGGUGCGGCUUUGGAGGUCGUUUUGAUAACUGGGUUGGAUUGUCAGUUCAUGUUCAAUGAGACUAUUCGAGUGCUACAUGAAGAGGGAGCUGAGAUUGUUAGUGCCAGUUUCACUGUCGUUGAAGAUACAGUGUUCCACACAAUACAUUCUAAGGUUGAGGAGCCUGCAUUGGGCGAUGAAGCUACAGCAAGAAUAUCUGAGAGAGUAAACAAGCUGUUUGUGAGGGAUGGAUGCUAAUUAUUGUAAUUUAAAGUAUGAUAUGAUAUGAUAGAUGUUGUCUUUAUAACAGAGGA